UCUUGCUCUUCUUCUCUUCAAACUUCAAAGUAAUACCAUUCUUCAAGUUUAGUGAGACAUGGGAAUAGCUACAGUUAGUGAGUUGAAGCAGAGUGUUUCAGGGAAGAGAACAUUUAGGCCAAGUUUGAGCACUAGACAUACUAUUGACUGGCCUCUUUCUGAUGUUUCAAGUGAUCUCACUGUUGAAGUUGGAACAUCAAGCUUUGCACUUCACAAGUUUCCUUUGGUUUCGCGGAGCGGAAAAAUCAGGAAGCUCAUUUCUGAAGCAAAAGACACAAAGGCGACACGAAUAAAUUUGCAAGGAAUACCCGGUGGAGCAGAAGCUUUUGAGCUGUCCGCGAAGUUCUGUUACGGUGUAAACAUUGAGAUCACACUGUCCAAUGUCGCAAUGAUUCGUUGUGCAGCUCAUUACCUUCAAAUGACCGAAGAAUUUGCAGAAAAAAAUUUGGCUACUCAAGCAGAAAGUUAUCUCAGAGAGACAGUAAUCUCAAACAUUUUAAAUUCGAUAACCGUAUUGCAAAGAUGUGAGAUGCUACUUCCGGUAGCCGAAGAAAUCAAUCUGAUUAGCAGAAUUAUUACUGCAAUUUCAUCAAAUGUCUGCAAAGAACAACUGACUUCAGGUUUAUCGAGACUCGAAACAAACUUGGCUUCGAAAAGUAGUACAAUUGACAGAGAAUUAGCAUCUGAUUGGUGGGGGAAAAGUUUAGCAGUGCUCAAUCUUGAUUUUUUUCAGAGAGUGCUGUCGACGAUGAAAUCGAAGGGUCUCAAACAGGACACAAUCAGUAGGAUUUUGAUAAAUUACGCGCAUAAUUCUCUGCAAAGUUUGAUUGUUAGAGACAUGCAAUCAUGGAAAUGUAGCUUUUCCGACGAAGAAAAUCAGAAAAAGCAAAGAGUGAUUGUGGAAACUAUAGUGGGUUUACUGCCGACACAAUCAAGAAAAAGCCCGGUGCCGAUUGCAUUCCUUUCCGGGCUUCUUAAAACUGCUGUAAUGGUUUCAGCAUCCUCCAUUUGUAAAGCAGACUUGGAAAGAAGAAUUGGAUUUCAACUUGAUCAAGCCAUUCUUGAAGACAUUUUAAUCCCGGCAAAUCCUCAAAACAAUGGCCAUCAGACAUUGUAUGACACAGAUACGGUGUCGAGGAUAUUCUCGGUGUUUCUAAAUCUCGAUGAGGAAGACGAUGAAGGAGCUCAACUGAGGGAAGAAAGAGAUGUAUGUUAUGAGUACGAUAGCCCGAGAUCGCCGAAACAGAGUGUGAUAAUAAAGGCGUCGAAACUCAUGGACAGUUAUCUUGCAGAAAUUGCUCUUGAUUCAAACUUAUUGCCGUCGAAGUUUAUUGCUCUUGCAGAGUUACUCCCUGAUCAUGCCCGCGUAGUGAACGAUGGAUUAUAUAGAGCUGUCGACAUUUUCCUCAAGGUUCAUCCAAACAUCAAAGAAUCAGAAAGAUACAGACUAUGCAAAACCAUAGACUGCCAAAAGCUCUCACAAGAAGCAUGCAGCCACGCGGCGCAGAAUGAACGAUUACCGGUGCAAAUGGCAGUGCAAGUACUCUACUUUGAGCAAAUUCGACUGCGAAAUGCGAUGAAUGGAAGUCAUGACCAGUUCUUCUUUGGAUCAGCAAAUGGACAGUAUCCUCAGAGAUCAAGCAGUGGAGUAGGAAGCGGCGCAAUCUCACCGAGAGACAACUAUGCGUCGGUUCGAAGAGAAAACAGAGAAUUGAAGCUUGAAGUAGCAAGAAUGAGAAUGAGAUUAACUGAUCUUGAAAAAGAUCAUGUGUCAAUGAAACAAGAACUAGUGAGGGCCAAUCCUGCAAACAAGAUUCUGAGAUCAUUGACAAAGAAGCUUGGGAAAUUGAAUGCAUUGUUUAGGAUGAGAGAUGUGAAGCCAUUGAAUGCAAAGGCAACAUCAGAAGCAAGGCUUUUGUUUCAGAGAAGAAGACGUCACUCGAUUUCAUGACACUUGAAAUUUGUUUUACGUGCAUGAAUUUGCAUGGAUUUGUGGUCAUUUGUCUGUUUUUGUUACUGCAUUUCACUGAUAUUGGAACUCUCUUUGUUGUUUUGGAUUUAUAGUUCCAUACUUAGAGAGCCAUCUGUGUAUAAUUAAGUUCUAUAUAUAUAUAUAUUUGUAGUUUGA
Molecule: messenger RNA, 2128 nt
Organism: Dioscorea cayenensis subsp. rotundata (Guinea yam)
Lineage: Eukaryota; Viridiplantae; Streptophyta; Magnoliopsida; Dioscoreales; Dioscoreaceae
Product: BTB/POZ domain-containing protein At1g03010-like
Exons: 4
Coding region: 59-1951 (630 amino acids)
Molecular function (GO): protein binding
Source: RefSeq, a predicted model, not a curated record